Messenger RNA from Aspergillus vadensis CBS 113365, 860 nucleotides. RefSeq lists its product as uncharacterized. NCBI's taxonomy places the organism in Eukaryota, Fungi, Ascomycota, Eurotiomycetes, Eurotiales, Aspergillaceae. The transcript has a single exon. The coding region runs from base 140 to 646 and encodes 168 amino acids. The record is from RefSeq and is a predicted model, not a curated record.
GAGGAGAGGGGAAAGGAUUCAGAUUCAGAUGGGUUACUCGAUUGAGUCAUCCCAGAUCUCAGUUCUCAGAUUGAGUGCGAACACACCGCUAAUAUGUUCUCAUCUUGACUAACCCAGAACUUGCUUAUGCGCCUCUUACAUGUACCUGCAUCUUUCGUGCAGCCCGUCACGUUCCCCCUCCUCACGUUUUUUUUGCUUCUUCUUUUCUUUUCUUUUUCUUCUUACAUGGACCGGCGGUCUGGAUGUGCAUCCUGCUCGUGGGAGAAUCUUCCCAGCCAGCAGGGAAGACGUGUCCAAAAUGGAGUUCAGUCACUCCAUUGACUGGGGCAGCUGUGGACAGGAACACUGCAUGAGAAUCGGUAGGAAUCCGCCAGCUUCCAGCCGUCAAUGGCUACUAAUAAUAAUGAAUAAUCCCGACGUAAGAAGCAGUUCUUCCGGUGCAGCUGAGGCUCGUCAGCUGAUCCACCGAGGGUCUUUUUUUUCCCCUCUCCUUACGUAUAUUUUACUUACAUACCCUUUCUCCAAACCGGUAUUGGAGAUACCGGAACAGAUACGGAUACCCACCAUCCGCACUGCCCAUACCAUACCAUACAAGUAUAGGCACCAUACUUAUCCUCCUCCAUCUUUGUGCAGAUACCCACAGUAAGGCCAUAAUGGAGAGCCCCAUUGAGAGAUAAUAUAUCGCAGAUAAGAGAAGCCACACACACACAGAGAGAGAAAGAGAGAGAGGGUCGGAGAAAGAGACGGAGCAAGGAAGAAAGAAAGAGAAAGAGACUGACCGAAGGGGGGAAAAAAGCCCCCUCGGACAUGCACACACGCACAACCAUCACUACAAAGAAAAAUCCCACCACCAAACCAAC